Sclerotinia sclerotiorum 1980 UF-70 is the source of this 264-nucleotide messenger RNA. RefSeq lists its product with no specific name. NCBI's taxonomy places the organism in Eukaryota, Fungi, Ascomycota, Leotiomycetes, Helotiales, Sclerotiniaceae. Bases 1 to 264 code for a protein of 87 amino acids. The record is from RefSeq and is a predicted model, not a curated record. The transcript has 4 exons.
AUGGCUCAUGAAGCAACUACAAUGCAUAGAACCGUAGCAACAGAUCUUACAGAAAUCGACUACAACAAUUGGUUGAUGAUGGGCAUUCACACAAGCUCCGAUUGGCGCAAGAUUCCAUUUCCUGAUCUCUUCAACGAUGAGGAUCCUGCUCAUCUAAAGAAGGUCCUACUCGACGAGGAUGACGAUCCCAUCGAUUUAGCUCGGACAGGAUGUCAUGUGCUUUCUGGAAUUAUCUUAUGUGCCAGAAAAAUCAACAUCAAAUGA